GUCAACUAUAUAAACCCGUUAACGGGGUGUCGCGGUUAGGUUUUGGAGCGCUUCUCUCUUCCUGCCAUUAAACCCGCCCCCUCGAGCCAACUGGCCAAUAGCAGCAGCUCAUCCAGAAACCCUUCUUUUGCCGCUAAAACUAAACUCGCUGCAACUGUUUCCGUCAGGUUGCGUGUACGAUAAAAGUAUCAGCAAAUAACUGCAGAAUCAGCGUGGUUCACAUCUGCAGCUGAAAAUGGGAAUAUCUGGUCUGCUGCAGUUCAUCAAAGAUGCCGCCGAGCCCGUCAACAUCAAAAAAUACAAAGGCCAGAGCGUGGCUGUGGACACGUACUGUUGGCUGCAUAAAGGAGCCUUUUCGUGUGCCGAGAAGCUCGCGAAAGGAGAACCAACUGACCAGUACGUGUGGUACUGCAUGAAAUUUGUGGAAAUGAUGUUGGCCUUCGGUGUCAAACCAAUUCUGGUGUUCGAUGGACGCAAUCUGCCUUCGAAAAAAGAAGUGGAAAAGGCUCGCAGAGAGCGCAGAGAAAGCAACCUUCAGAAAGGUCGACAGCUUCUACGUGAAGGCAAACUGUCCGAGGCCAGAGACUGUUUUACCCGCUGCAUUAACAUCACCCCCGCCAUGGCGCAUAACCUCAUUAAGGCCGCAAGGGGGAGAGGAGUGGACUGUGUCGUGGCUCCGUAUGAAGCCGAUGCUCAGUUGGCGUACCUCACUAAAUCCGGUUUGGCCCAGGCUGUCAUCACCGAGGACUCUGACCUGCUGGCAUUCGGCUGCAAUAAGGUGAUCCUCAAAAUGGACAAGCAGGGCAACGGCCUGGAGAUCGACCAAAGCAACAUGGGCCGCUGUCGCUCUCUGGGCAACGUCUUCACGGAGGAGAAGUUCCGCCACAUGUGCAUCCUCUCUGGGUGCGACUAUCUGGCCUCCAUACACGGCAUCGGCCUCGGCAAAGCCUGCAAACUGCUGCGGCUGGCCAGCGACCCGGAUAUCCUCAAGGUGAUCAGAAAGAUGGGCCAGUAUCUGAAGAUGAAUGUCGUCAUCCCUGAGCAGUACAUCGAGGGCUUCGUCCGAGCCAAUAACACCUUCCUCUACCAGCUGGUGUUCGACCCCGUCAGGAGGAAGGUCGUGCCUCUCAACCCGUACCUAGAGCACAUCGACCCGGCAUCCCUCGGCUACGCUGGACUUAAUCUAGGAGAUGACAAAGGCUUGCAGAUGGCCUUGGGAAACCUUGACAUCAACACCAUGGAGAGGAUAGAUGACUUCAACCCAGACAAACCCAUUCCACAGUUUUCGAAAGCCCGUAGCCGCAGCUGGAAUCACUCGUCGGCUCCCACCGGGCCCAGUAUCUGGAGCGGAGGCUUAAAGUCAGCGGCAGUGGCCCCGCCCCCGUCUGCUGCCUCCCCAGGCAGGCCUCCCUCCACCAGGGGGAAGGAGAGGAUCGUCAGCCUGGGUAGUCUGAGGCUGCAGGCCAAGAGACAGCGAGAAGACCCGAGCGUAUCAGACCAGGAUGUGCUCCAGCAGUACUCGCCCUCCAGUCACAAGCGGUCCAGGUCGGACCAGAAUCCAGAGAAGCCGACGUUAACCGGCCCGCCGCGGCCACGCAACCGCUUCGCCACCUUGCUGCAGCGGAGGAACCAGGAGGCGGAGGAGGACAGCCAGGACACGCGCAGCAGAUUCUUCAGUGGUUCCGGUCUGAGCGCUAAGGCGGAUUCACCUCAGGAGAACGAGCCCCGAGCCGGGAGUCCCACCCGGACCGAGGACAGCGGCGAGCCAGACGUUCCAUCUGUGGACACGCCCGGCCCGCCUGCAUCGCCGAGCACCGCGGCCCCCGGCGCAGCCAGUCAGGGCCCCAGGCUGUUCCAGUGGUCGGGCACGCCGAAGGCCACCUCAGGCCUGAGCGCCCUGCAGCAGUUUCAGUAUAAGAAGGACAGUUUUUGCCUGUCCAAAAAGACCCCCGGACCCCCUGGAGACGCGUCGCCCCCACAUCAGUCCUCCACUGAUGGACAACCUGACACACCUGACCUCCAAGAUUCACCUCCCUCCCAGGACAGUGCCUACUUCUCCCAGCCUUGCGUCACUUCCUGCCACAAAGAGGAAGUCGUCGCCGACAGCUUCCCCUCCUCCCACCAGGAGGAAGCUGCCGCCGCAGCUGAGAUUAAUUCAAGCAAAGACUCUGAGCCGGAGCCGAGUCCCACACACUCGGCAGAAGCGGAAAAGAAACUUGGCGUUCUGAGAUCGAAGGUUUCAGGUCUGUCGAAGCCAAAGUCCGGCCGCCGGGGUCAAGCGGCGCCCGUGCGAACGCUGGGCCCCGCCCGGGCCAGUGGACUGAGGAGAAAGCCCGUGGGUUCUGGAAAGAAGACGCCUUCCUCCAACAAUGAAAACAGCCCCGGGCUCCAGGCCACCAUCAGCAGCCUCUGGAAGAACUUCGGCUUCAAAAAAGAUUCCCAGUCGAUGGCCGUGUGUCAGAAGGGAGAGCCCAUGUCUCCCGUCAGAGACAACCUGCCAGCCAGCUCUCCUCAGACGGGCAGGAACCUCAUCGCCGGCUCCUGAUGGAUGCUUUCAGUUCCCACACGCAUGGUGCUGAGUGUGUGUGUGUGUAAAGCUUUUAAACAUACCAUGUAUGUCAAUGCUUUCUCAUUAACUUGUUUUUCUUUCGCGUACAGUUUUGAAAUAAAGCAACUGUCUUCUGAU
Pseudoliparis swirei is the source of this 2686-nucleotide messenger RNA. It is a transcript of the gene exo1, whose product is annotated as exonuclease 1. The transcript is spliced from 14 exons. The record is from RefSeq and is a predicted model, not a curated record. Gene Ontology annotation, biological process: mismatch repair; DNA recombination. Gene Ontology annotation, molecular function: DNA binding; metal ion binding; 5'-flap endonuclease activity. Gene Ontology annotation, cellular component: nucleus. NCBI's taxonomy places the organism in Eukaryota, Metazoa, Chordata, Actinopteri, Perciformes, Liparidae. Bases 236 to 2545 code for a protein of 769 amino acids.